AUGUCUGACGUUUCCAGUCCGUACAGCUAUGACGACAGGAUCGACCGGCUGUUUGAUCGAACUUCAUCCCCCAGCAGAAGCCGUCCUAAAUUUGGGGGUUCACGCAAGAAAUUUCACGAGGAUUAUGAUAAAGAUGAUGUUUACACUAAGAAUAUUGACGGCUCCGUGAAAAUCCCCAGAAGUCCAUAUACCCAUCGCACUCCUGACCGCUAUGUCCUGAAACCACUGGCUUCCUAUAACACUGGGUGUAAAGACCAGCUUUCGAAUUACAAGAUUGCGGCUGAAGCUGCUCAGCAUGAACAUGCUGCAUUGCUGGUGAGGAAUACGAGCUUGCUGGCUGAGGUAUCUGAUCUGAAGCAUAAAUUAUCUGCCAAGGACGUCUUCCUGAAAGAGCUUCAAGAAGAAUUAGAAGGGUUCAAGGAGAAGAAUGCUCUUCAGGCUUCUAAAAUCAAAUCCCUGAAGGACCACAUGAAGGAACUGAGUUACGUGACCAGCGGGAAGGCUGGAGCGAAUGCUGAGAUAUAUUCUUUGAGGAGAGAGAAAAAGGAGCUAAAUGAAAGGAUAACUGACCUGGAAAACAGAGUAAGGUUACACUUGAUGGAAAGAGAAAAGGCGGAACAAAAAAACAUUGGCUGUGAGAAAAAGCUCCAGGAGACUAUUGACCGAUUGUCCUGCUGCCUGAGCGUGAAUGCUGAGAUACAAGAGGAUCCCCUCAAUGUUUUGGUGACAAAGGUAGAAAAGAUGGUGAGAGAAUGUAUUUUGCAUAAAUCCAAAGUGACAAGCCUUGAAGACACCCUGGCCAGCCAACAAACGGAGUUUAAAGCCAGCCGGGAUACCAUAGUCAAGCUGGUAUCGGAGACGGAGAAACACAAGAAAGCCAUAGCCAACUUUCCAGCAGAGCUUAAAUUGCUAAAACAGGAGCGAGACGAAGCCGUUCUAGCCAAGAGAAAUGCUGACAGAGAAAAGGAAAUUCUUCAAGAGAGAGUGAAGGACAACCAUAAAGAAUGGGGGAGCCUGCGCCAGGAACUGAUGGAGAGGGAGCAGAAGAUAAACGAUCUGGACAGGACUCUGCAUACUUCCGGCUACGAGGCUAAAGCUGCUCACAGCUUGCACCAGAGUUUCAUAAGUCAGUUGGCCACCAUCCUCGGCGGUGGAUUUACAGCUGUUCCCAGAACCGAGGAAGACGUGAAGGAGCGGAUCCAGGAAAUGUGCCGCAGUGAGCACACAUGGAAGUCUACAUGUGAGGAGCUUCAACAGAAGAUCAACAAGCUCACCAAACAACUGGAGCAACAGCGGGAUUUGUACCAUGAGGCCAUGGCAAAGUCCUACAAAGCUGAAGAAGUGCUACAAGAACAGCAGGAUUCCAUGAAGCAUUUACAAGGCAAACUGGCUUCAGAAGAGAUGAUCAAAGAUGGUUUUAAUUCUGAGAGGAAAAGGCUCAAGAAGUUCUUACUGCAGAUGGCAGAGAAGUUUAAUAUCAGCCAAGAUAUAUCUUGCGAGAGUCUGAUUUCCCAGUACGACAUGCUGCUGAAGAGGGCAGAAGAUAUUUCUAAGAGGGAUAAAGAAUUUCUGAGUGACAAUAAAACUCUCCUUUAUAACCUUCAAAAAAAGGUGAAUUCCCAGAGAGAAAAAAUAGAGUUAAAAUCUUCCCAGAUUGAACAACUGGAGAAGAAGAUCAAACAGCUUGAGAGAGAAAAAGAGCAUCAAGCCUUACUGAGCACUGAAAAUUCAGCCAACGUGACAGCCCAAAAAUUGCAGAAGAAGGUCGAGAGACUCCAAGGACAGCUCAGUGACAUGAAAAUUGCUAAUCAGAACCUGACGGCUCAGCUUGUCGAUAUGAACGAUCUAAAGGAAAAAACCAACCAGCAGAAAAAAACCAUUGAGCUGCUGAGCAAGUCUUUAGAAAAACUAGAGAAAAUUAAAGAGAAAGCUGCUAAAAAGGUGGUGAGCUUGAAAUCAGAACUGGACUACACAGAACACGAAUCUGUUGGGGAAAAGGCAAGAUGUCAGCAGAUGGUAGAUGCAAUUACUAAUGAGCUGCUCACAGCCAAAAGAGCCCUCGAGGAAGUGGCGAGGAGAGAAAAACAGCUUGUCGACUUCAGAGAAACCAUUACCAGGAUGAUGGGUUUUAAAAUUAACACAAUGGCCGUGCCGGAUCACGAGAUCUUCGACCAACUCAAGAGAGUUCUACGGACUCACGGGCCUGUUGACGUCAGCAGGAACGACAGAUCAAAGUUGCCGUAUGGAUUUCGGACUGGGGACGGCGUACCUGAAUACACCGUGCAGCACAUGAAUCCCAAAUAUUAG
Nanorana parkeri is the source of this 2307-nucleotide messenger RNA. Its product is annotated as coiled-coil domain-containing protein 170-like. The transcript is spliced from 13 exons. The record is from RefSeq and is a predicted model, not a curated record. Bases 1 to 2307 code for a protein of 768 amino acids. Lineage: Eukaryota; Metazoa; Chordata; Amphibia; Anura; Dicroglossidae.